AUGGGGGCCGCUGAGUCCAAGGCCGUAGCCGCAUCGGGCGGAUCCACCGCUGACCUCGCCGCAACCACUCCCUCCGCCUUCGCUGGCAUCCAACUCGCCGCUGAAGCCAACAUCGCGCCUGAAGUGACGACCAUGGGCAACAACGCCUCCGUCCCCGCCGCGGAAUCUGACCAGAAUCCCGACGCCUCCCCGUCGGAUCUGCAGCUGGCCGCCGCCGUCGAACCCGCCGCCGCCGACGGCACUAACGACCUGCAGCAAUCCAUCCCGUCUGCCGACCCAGAGCCGCUGCCUGUGGAGCUGCCGUCGGCGAGCCGCCCGUCCACGGCAGCGGACCGGUCCAAGGGUAGGGAUACCAGGCCCGCCUUCCUGCGCCGCCUGACCAUUGCCCCUUCGGCCGUCUCGACGGCUGCUGCUCACCAUGAGAACGUGUCUGCCGACCCGGCGUCGUCGAGUCCAGCCGAGGGGCAGGCGAUUGGGGCCAAGGAACACUUGACCAAGUCGAAUGCCUCAAUCAUCCGUGUGUCUCCGCCCAUGAAGCCUGUGGAACUGGCAGCCACCGACGCAGACCACGAACACACUGCUGCUGCAUCCGUCACUCUCCCGCCUUCUCGUCCGUCGACUUCCUGCUCCGUGAGCAGCCUCAGCUCGGCCGGCGACGACUUCGUCCCCCACGCCCAGUGGGACUCGAUCAACCAUGCCAAUGGUGACGUCUCUCCCCUUGACAGGUCCCUGAACAACUCGCCUGUAGGCUCUUUCCGCGACCAGCAGAGCUUCCAAAGCAAUGUCGAAGAAGGCACUCGCACCUUCGAUGGCUUCUCGCAAGCCGGCGGCUCUAUAGCUUUGUCUGAAGGCGACGCAAGCUGGCGCCGGGAGAGCUGGCAGAACCGGGACAGUGAGCCCGGCUCGUGGCACGAAGAGAACCAAAGGAGGCGCAGCCUGGCCGCAGAGCAGCGCCUCGACAUGGCGCUCGAGAGCCUGCGCCGGAACAGCAUCCCGAACAGCGUUGCUACGGGCCAGACGUUCGGCUCCUUCGCCCACCCCUACGAGGACGAAGAUGAUCUUGAGAGCUUCGACGAUGGACGUUACGAGAUCAGGCCGGAGUACCUGCCUCUCCCUGACGAUGCUACCGACGGCACUGCCGAUGAUGAGCUUUCUAUGAGCAUGGCCACCGUCUCAGACAUCUUCGAUAAGCGCUACAGCACCGGCGUCACGAGUGAGAUGACCAACGACGUUGAGAACGAUAUGGACAAAUCGGCCGCUACUGCUCUGCACCAUCCUCCGGCGGGCGAGUCCGCGGCCGAUGAGCACGAUGAAGCACAGGACGUAGAGCAUACGGGCUCGGACACCGAGGUGGACAAGGCGACGACCGUGGGCAACAUCGACGACGUCGGUGUCCCUGAGGGAGAUGCUACCGUUUCCGACGAUAUCUCCGAGAUGCAUGUGACGGCCUCGAACGUCGCGCCUGGAGCCGUGGACGAUGCCGCCCCACUCGACGACGGCGUGGAACAAAACAGCGGGUCUGCCGCGCAGGUCCCCGAUAGCGAGACCCCGACCGCCGAGCAGAUCCUUGCCCUGAACGAAACGCCCGUUGAGUCAGUCGAGCAACUUGAUUCGGCAAUCGAGGCGGUGGAGGUGCCGACCGCGGAAACUAAAGAGGCGCAUCCGCAGCACGAGGAGGCGGACGCUGUUGUUGCUGGUCCCAUCGACACCAUGACCCCAGACAUCGCUGAGUCGAUCCCCACCGCCGAAAACGCCCAGGAUGCUACCACCGCCCUGGCACCCGCCGAUGACGGAGACGUCACUGCUGCGACCGAAGCAGAGGUGCAGCUGAGCAGCAUCAAGGAGCCGGAGCCUGCUGGUGUUGAAACACGCACCAGCAUUGCCGACUUCUCUAUCGCUGCCGCUGCCGCCGCCGCCGUUCCAGAGAAGGAAGAAAGCAGUGCAGGAUUGGAAGACCUCUCUUCGCAAACGAUUGUGCACAAGGUAAUUGACGAUGCGCCGCUCGUUGCCGAUCCUGAAGCAACGUCUGUCGAUGUUACCGCUUUCCCUGCCGCCGAGGCCUCCGCUGUCUCCGAGAAGGACGACGCCGAGGAACCCACCGAAUCUAUUGCUGACACUGCUGCUGAGAUCCGUUCUAAGCUUUACUCCCCUCACACCUCCUCCUCGCAGGCUGCUUCGUCUGUGGCCGCCGAGUCCAUCAGCCUCAAGGAUAUUCUUCACGAGGAUGUGACCAAGGAGAACAAGAAGGAUGACGGAGAGGGUGGAGCAGGGCCAAGCCAGGGACUCGACCUGCGGCACGUUAGCAACGCUGGCGACGAAGAUGGCUGGGCAAUCCCAGACCGUGAUGAAGAGCCGCAGGUCGCCGCCCCCGUUCGCUCGAGGAGGAAGAGCUUGCCUAUGCUUUUCAAGGACAUCAAGGACAGCAGGAAGGAGAAGAAGAGCCAGCUCCCCGUCAAGAAGGAGCCUAAGGAGGCCAAGAUUUCCCUCCCAUUGAAGAAGGACCACAAGCCGAUCAUCUCUACCGCUGCCGCGAGGGAGUCGCGUAUUCCGAGUGCUCCUCUCUCGGCGAGCAUGGCGGAGCCGGCCAGGACGCCGUUCAGCCCUAGCAAGAAGGCUCGCAACGUGCUCCACCGGACCCCGCCGGCUCUCAGGUUUGACCAGCCGAUGCCGUCGCCCACCAAGGAGAAAGAGAAGAAGAAGCGUACUUCCCUCCUUGGCGUCGUCUUCGGCCGCUCCAUGACUCCGACUCCCGAUCUGGACAAGGAGAGGGAGCGACAGCUUGAGAAGCUCAACAAGGAGAGGGCAAAAGAGCAGGAGAAGGCGAAGGAACCGAAGUCGAAGAAGGACAGCAAGAGCAAACUUGUGAUGCCCCAGCGCCGCUACAGCUUGGCAGGUCCACUGGGCGGGCACGAUCACCACGCUUCCUUCCACAUGCCUCGUCUUCCAACGCCCAAGCGUGUUCAGGAGAUCUCAAGCCUGUCUCGCCACGAGGGCCCGAGCCGGGCUCAGGAGCGGCCUCGUAGCGGCAGCCAGUCUCUAGACUCGCUAUCGCGCGAGGGCGGUUCAACCAGCCCCUCUGCCAUGGUUGCUCAGGUUGCGGCUGCUGUCGAUGCGAACCACCGUGAGCUUCAAUCCCACAUGCGUAGGCCGAGCAUCAUCCCCGAGCCUGAUGCGGAAUGGGACGAGUGGGAGCAGAAGGCACGCGAGCUGGAUGACAACCGCACCAAGGUCAACGGCUCUCCCGCCUCGCAGAUCAGCAUCCCAGCUGUUCUGCAUGGCCCUGGCACUCCUACUCAGGCCAAGCUCCACCCGCAGAGCUCCGAUAGCUACCCCUUCUACCAGUACGCGCCCCCGCCUCUGCCUCCCCACAUGCAGACUCCCCCGAGAUCUUUCUACUACGGGAACACUCCGCGCUCUGUCACCUUCAACGACCAGUCCCCGCAGUACCCCCCUUCGGGUUACCCAUCCCUCCAACGCCGGUAUUCUGAGCACUUCAGCUCGGCGUCUGCGCGGGGUCUGCCACCGUUCCCGCCGCGCCUGUACGGUCUCCGGGACAGCGAGUACUCUGGCGGUUAUCCUCCUGUGAGGCAGACCAGCCAGCCCCACCUGCGGCCCCAGAGCGGCCAAAGCGGCAGUGGGCCUUCAAGCCCGAAUCCUGCCGAUGUCGCGCCCUUCAUCAAGGACGAAGACAAGAUCGUGCCGCCGCCGCUCUCGGGCAGCCCUGUCGCAUCGAAUGUCGCUACCGUCGACAGCUUCGAGGCAACCGACCCGGCCUACGUGCCGCCGCCGGUCCCUCUUCCCGGCGAGUCGAUGGAGGAGUUCUUGGACAAGCAGCGUGCGUGGUACGAGCAGCACGCUCAGUCGGCAAACCGCCGCGACAGCGGCUACUCGCCGCAGUACAACAACCUCCCGCCGCAGGCCUUCUACCCUUACCCACCCCCGUGGUACUGGGCAGCAGCGGCGGCGCAAGGCUACCCUGCUCCUCCCAUGUCCCCCCACACGCCGAUGCAGGCGGGCUACCCGCCCUUCUACCCUCCGGCACCGGCACCGGCACCCGUGCACAACCACAACCACUCGUCUGAGGACUACUACCACCAAAUGCUGCGCGAGCAGCAUGCGCAGGAGCGUGCUGCCAGCAGUGACACCGACUCGCCGCGUGACAGGAGCCCGCUCCCCGCUGCGUACGGUGGAUACCCUCCGCACCCAGCUUACGGUCCUCCGCCUCGGUCCUUUACGUCGAUCCCCGCUCCGGCCGCCCCUGCCGCGUCAUACGGAUACCACCCCCGUCAGGAAAUGCGUUGGCGCGACUUGACGUCCGACGAUGGUGAGUCGCGUCACAGGGGAGGGCAGCAGAAUAAAACAUCGCACAAGCGGAUUGACUCGGGUUUUGGACAGGACGCUACUACUAUUACCCUCACUACCGAUGAGGACAACAACAAUGAAGCUGGCGACAAGAGCCGCACGAGCAGCUCUGGCAAGCACAAGGGCCCCAUGAUUGGCAGUCUCAACCCGAAUGGCACCGAAGGCAGCGGCCUUCUGGCCAGACGGGCGACGGUCAGUAAUGGCGGUCUCAGCCGGAGCGCUAGCAAGCUCGAGACGGUGAUGGAGCCGGUGGAGCUGGCGGACACGGACGUCGGCUGGAAGAGUAGGGCACGCCUGGGUAGCAGGGACUCGUCAACCCCGGAGAUGCACGCGGCGAGUUAUCCGGGCAUGGAGUGGAUGCCGGAUCCCGCGGCGGUGCAGCAAGGGUUCGACUGA
Lasiodiplodia theobromae is the source of this 4758-nucleotide messenger RNA. Its product is annotated as Mucin apoprotein precursor. The record is from RefSeq and is a predicted model, not a curated record. The transcript has a single exon. The coding region runs from base 1 to 4758 and encodes 1585 amino acids. NCBI's taxonomy places the organism in Eukaryota, Fungi, Ascomycota, Dothideomycetes, Botryosphaeriales, Botryosphaeriaceae.